This is a messenger RNA of Phacochoerus africanus (Common warthog), 1444 nucleotides long. RefSeq names its product chromosome 8 C19orf12 homolog (gene C8H19orf12). The coding region runs from base 216 to 641 and encodes 141 amino acids. The record is from RefSeq and is a predicted model, not a curated record. Lineage: Eukaryota; Metazoa; Chordata; Mammalia; Artiodactyla; Suidae. The transcript has 4 exons.
CGGGGCCUGCGCGCCGGGCGGGGCGGCUGGUGUCCCUGCGCCCGUCGCCCUGUGACCUCGCAGCGCCGCCUCCGCAGGCGGCCCGUCAGUGCUGAGUUCUCCAUUCCCACCAACCCUGACCCGGAACGCACCCUGCCUUCAUCCUCGCCCCUGUCUGCCCUUUUCCUGCCACCGUGGCAAAGAGUUCCCUGACUCCAGAGAAAAGGCUGGCCACAAUGCCUGUCGCCGUGGAGGACAUCAUGAAGCUGCUGUGCUCCAUCUCCGAGCAGAGGAAAAUGCAGGCGGCCAUCAAGCACUCCGGGAGGGGUGCCCUGGUCACCGGGGCCGUGGCCUUCGUUGGUGGUUUGAUGGGCGGUCCCCCAGGACUAGCUGUUGGGGGGGCCGUCGGGGGUCUGUUAGGUGCGUGGAUGACGAGUGGACAGUUUAAGCCCGUUCCUCAGAUCAUUAUGGAGCUGCCCCCCGCCGAGCAGCAGAAGCUCUUUAAUGAAGCCACUGCUAUCGUCAGGCACCUGGAGUGGAUGGACGCCGUGCAGCUGACCAUGCUGGUCAUGGGCAGCGAGGCCCUGCAGCAGCAGCUCCUGGGAAUGCUGGCCAACUACAUCACCAAGGAGCUCCGGGCAGAAGUGCAGUACAACGACUAGGUCUCCGCUCUGGGCAGCGGGGGGUCCAUUUCGGUGACUCCUCCACCUUGUGGAAGGUGACCCGGGACCUGGGGGGCAGCCCACCCUCUCCGUAUAUCGCCCUAAACUGGAUCGAAAUCUCUCGCUGGAGAGGCGGCUGCUAUGCUGUGUCAUGUUCUGGAAAUUAUUUAAGGGGACGCUGUGUUUGUGGCGGCGUGCACCUUCCACCGAGAAGCAGGUGCACCGCAAAGCUGUGCCUGCUGCCACGUGGAGGCCGUUUUCUGAAUCCCCCCACCUUGCCCACACGGAAGCUGGGGGAACAGCCUCACGUUCGGCCUUCUCAUCUUGUGAAAAUGACGCCUCUCCACGCUCCCGUUGCAGGACCAGCACCUUCUUGGGGUCCAGGGUCUCAGGACCUCAGAGCUGGCCCAUGCUGGAAUCAUGUUUACCUCUGAAUGCCCCUUCUGGGUGGCCAGUGACUUCUGAGUGGCCUCAGGAGGGGGCAGUCGGCCUGCUGAGUGAAGCCACAAAUGUUGGUGGCACCAGCCCCUUCCCCACUAGCUCUAGGCUGAGGCUCUUACCCUCUCAGGACUUGGCUCUCCUUUCUGAAAAGUCACAGUCCUUCUUGAGUUCUGCUUUGUAAAUUGAAUAUUUUCAGUAAAAAGGAUUGCUCUUUCUGAAGUGGUAGGCUCCUAAACUAUCUCUAGGAAAUGUGUCCACCCUGAAUUUCCUUAAUGACGUUUUUGCUUUGUUUUCAGAACCACAACUUGAGUGAGUGUCAUCAGCCUGCAAUAAAUGUUUUCUGAACAAUCCUUUCCCACCUA